AUGUCCCGGAGGACGUUGGGUGGAGGUCGUGUUCUAGGCACCCCGACCGCGCUUUCAUCAGCCCCGUCCCCGUCCCCGCAGCCGAAGCCAAGAGUGCUUUCGCCAACCGCCAGCAGCGUGUCCCUCAGUUCCCAGACAUCUAUCUCGCAGUUCUCAACAGAAACCCAAGAUCUCACCUCCCGCAUCUCCGUCGAGAAUGGCGACACUUCUAUAUCUGCGGCGCCGGCGGCUCCCGGAGCUCAGCUCUCUUGCCCGAUCUGCAGUGAGGAGAUGGUUACCCUCCUCCAGCUCAACAGACACCUCGACGAUCUACACCAGAAUCUAGAAGAUGACCGACAAGAUGAAGUGAAGGAUUGGUUCAAGGUCCAGAUGGAGAAGGCGAGGAAAUUUCAGCCUCUAGCUGUGUUGAAUCAAAAACUCAAGGGCCUUGAUGUCUUCGAAUCAAAUGAAAAUCAAACAGCCCCAGUCGCCAGCCGCCCUUUGAGCAUCACCCAUGCCGGGCCGUCCGAUAGCGCUCCUAAACUACUUGAUCCAGAAGACCUUAUCACAAAGGAGCAUUGGCAAAUUGGGAAUCUUUAUGACACCUGUCUGGAGCCGUCUUGUGGUAAACGCCUGAACAGCACCAACGGCUGCGUCAACUGUCGGAAUUGCGGCAAGCUAUUUUGCGAAGAGCAUACCAUGUACCAAAUGAAGCUAUCUCGUUCAGCCCAACCUGAACCAGUCAGAGGUAUCUGGGCUCGGGUGUGCGAAACCUGUUAUAAGUCAAGGGAGGGUUAUAAUGACCAUAAUGGAACAAUAAGGGACCAUACGCAGGCAUUCAAAAACAUCAGAAAACAGACGGUGGACAAGGAUUUCCUCGAGGUUUCCCGACUCGAGAAACGGUUGACUCGGCUUACACAAUUGCUCGCUGGUCUACCACCGGAUCAGAUACAGUCCAGCACGACUAAAUUAAUCUCCAUCCCCUGGCAGAGUGAUCAGCGAAAAGCUCUUGAACAGAGUAUUGUCAGCUGGCAAGAUGAUGCCAGCGUUAGCAGAUGUCCUUUCUGCCAGCAAGACUUCUCGGGGUACUCUUUUCGGAGGCAUCAUUGCAGAACUUGCGGGCAGGUUAUAUGUGGUGAUACCAGUACAGGUUGUUCCACUGAGGUGGGACUAAGCAUCGCACCCCUGUCAAAAACAUCAGAGAAAGCCGCUGCAGACCGUUUAAUCAAUGUCGAUAUCCGACUUUGCAAAGAUUGCAAGACAACAUUAUUUGACCGGCGUGAUUUCCAAGCAGACCUUUCGCGCAAGCCCCCAGAGGUUAGGGCGUAUGAGAACCUGGUUCAGUUUGAAAGAGGCAUUCGCCUUCAUCUUCCCAGGUUCCAGAAGCUCCUUGCUUCAUUGCAAGACCCGAGAAGACCACCAUCUUCGGCACAAAUUGCAGAUGCUUCUAGGGUCCGCAAGCGACUUAUCGACUCCUUCUCGAAGUACGAUGUUGCAGCUCGACGUAUCCGCGACCUGCCCACCAAUUCUCCUACACAGCAACGCUUACAAAAAGCUAUAUAUCAGCAAGCCAGCGCUUUCCUUCAUCUUCACAUGCUCCCUUUGAAAUCCCUUCCGAAGGUACUCAAGCACGCCUCUCCGUCGAGGGACUCUUUACCAAGUCGUACUUCCUCCCCAAGCACCCUGGUCAACGGAUCACCAGCCCCCAUCAAACCACAAGAUUCCGCGCUCGCAUCAAUUGCAUACAACAAACGUCUCGCACCCAAUGGCAGCAACACAAGUCUAGCCAGCGACACAAGCAGCGCCGUCUCCGCCCUCGAAGCAGAAGAGAAAUCCCUGCGGGAGCGCCUCAUCGUACUCGAAGAACAGAAGUUCUUCGUGUCUGAAAUGAUCGCAGACGCCAACCGUCGACGAAAAUUCGACGAAGUAAGCAGUCUUGCCGUGAACGUGGAGGACCUGAGUCGCGAGAUUGACCGAGUCAACGGCAUGCUGGCCAGUCUUGACUUCGAAGGUGUCUACACUGGGGCCAACAAUUUAGAGGUCAGCGGAUGA
Messenger RNA from Penicillium pulvis, 2031 nucleotides. RefSeq lists its product as uncharacterized. Gene Ontology annotation, molecular function: metal ion binding; DNA binding. The coding region runs from base 1 to 2031 and encodes 676 amino acids. The record is from RefSeq and is a predicted model, not a curated record. Lineage: Eukaryota; Fungi; Ascomycota; Eurotiomycetes; Eurotiales; Aspergillaceae. The transcript is spliced from 6 exons. Gene Ontology annotation, biological process: DNA repair.